AAACCAGAAGAUGCUGAUCAUAGUUCACGUACUGCUCGUGCUCGAACUUGGAGGAUUCACAGCCGAUCCCAUCUUUGAGACACAGACUGUUGGUGUUGGACAGAAUGUGACUCUAACAUGUGAACGCCAGAAAACUUGGCAUCACGCAUACUUACACUGGAUCAGGCUUGUUUCUGGAAACUUUCCUGAAGUUUUAGGAGGAACAUUUGCCCUUGAUGUAACAGAUGUUGUUCAGACUCAUCGCAUAACGACAAAACAAGAGCCUGGAAAAUUUGUUUUGCAUAUACUGGAAACACAGUUGGGCGAUACUGCAAUCUAUUACUGUAUAAAAGUGGCAAAGUUCAAGAUGACGUUCUUGAAAGGAACAUUUCUGAGAAUUAAAGGACCAGAACCUGAUGUCACUGCCAUCACCCAAGACUCUCUGUCUGAUCCGGUCCGUCCAGGAGACUCAGUGACUCUGCAGUGUUCAGUCCUCUCUGACUCCCAGAACAAACCGUGUCCAGGAGAUCACAGUGUGUUCUGGUUCAGAGCCGGAUCAGAUGAAUCUGAUCUCAGUUUCAUUUACGCUCAUGGAAACGGUGGUGCUGAAUGUGAGACGAGUCUCGAGGCUCGAUCUCCACAGAAAUGUGUCUACAGCUUCUCUAAGAACGUCAGCUCCUCUGAUGCCGGGACUUAUUACUGCGCUGUGGCCACAUGUGGAGAGAUUCUGUUUGGAAAUGGAACAAAACUGGACAUUGAAGUGAUCGGCACGUGUGACAGUAUGAUCGUCCUUCUGUUGUGUGCUGCUGUGGCUGUAAGUCUGAUCGUGAUAGGCGUCCUUGUGUUUGCCAUCAAGAAAAAGUCUUGCGAUUGUUGUAAUGCUGUUGUCACGCCGCAAAUGAACGCUGCAGCGGUCAGGGGUGAUCAGCAAAGUCAGCAGAGAAAUGAGGACGCUUCGGUUUAUUAUAGACCAACUUUUAUUCAGAAGAAACCCAGAAAAUCAGGAAGAAGACGUGCAAGAGAGGAGGAGACGAUCUACAGUGAUGUCAGGAAUUUUGUGAUAGAUUAACAAUCUCAGCACUGGAUUGAUUGAUUGAAUAUAUUAAUGUGGAAUCUUCUAUUAAACUCACGGGACCUUGCAAAAUCUUAAAGGUCUACUGCAUAUUCUUUUUACAUUAUGCAUUUUUUGAAGUUUUGACCUCUUG
This is a messenger RNA of Acanthopagrus latus (yellowfin seabream), 1184 nucleotides long. Its product is annotated as signal-regulatory protein beta-2-like. The coding region runs from base 11 to 1048 and encodes 345 amino acids. NCBI's taxonomy places the organism in Eukaryota, Metazoa, Chordata, Actinopteri, Spariformes, Sparidae. The transcript is spliced from 6 exons. Gene Ontology annotation, biological process: response to bacterium. The record is from RefSeq and is a predicted model, not a curated record.